Oppiella nova is the source of this 473-nucleotide messenger RNA. Lineage: Eukaryota; Metazoa; Arthropoda; Arachnida; Sarcoptiformes; Oppiidae. The record is from the annotation of a GenBank genome assembly.
GAAUCGUCUCAAUGGGGAAGAUUCAAGUUUUUCACUGAUUCUAUGGUCACUCACGAGGCCAAUGGUUGUGAGGGAAUGCGCUCUAAAUUUGUAAAGAAUGGUCGACUCGACAAUACUAUUGACCAGAAGUUCCGCAAAAUCAACGACAACUGGCCAGGUUUUGGUUACGCCCGCACUAUGACUGCCCGGCCAUUGAAUGGUAGAGCUCCCAGUGUUGGAUACUAUGGUAUGGCACACGUCAGACAACCUGCUAUUGAAUACACGGACUCCCAGUUGAAUCAACUCUGGGAAAGCUAUUUCAGUGGCGAUGACAAUAAAAUGGUGCAAUUUGUCUACGAGGACAGGGAGGACGCCCUUAAACGUGCCAAUGCUCUCGAUAGUAAGAUCGUAGGCGACGCUAAAAGGAUUGGAGGGGAUAGUUAUGUGAAAGUAGUUUCGGCAGCACUUAGACAGGUAUGUAUUCAUUAAAUGCU